Oncorhynchus keta (chum salmon) is the source of this 894-nucleotide messenger RNA. Its product is annotated as ephrin-B2a-like. Gene Ontology annotation, molecular function: ephrin receptor binding. The record is from RefSeq and is a predicted model, not a curated record. Lineage: Eukaryota; Metazoa; Chordata; Actinopteri; Salmoniformes; Salmonidae. The coding region runs from base 1 to 894 and encodes 297 amino acids. The transcript has 4 exons. Gene Ontology annotation, cellular component: plasma membrane. Gene Ontology annotation, biological process: ephrin receptor signaling pathway; blood vessel morphogenesis; axon guidance.
AUGGGGAGGUCCGUCUGCUGGUUCUGGUUAGGAGUGUUGGUUGUCAACCUGAGUCCAAGCUGCUCUGCUGUCGUCCUGGACUCCGUCUAUUGGAAUUCUUCAAAUCCCAAGUUCUCUCCUGGACAGGGGCUGGUCCUGUUCCCUCAGAUAGGGGAUAAAAUGGACAUCGUGUGUCCCCGGGUGAGGCCAGGGGUGGUGGAGAACAAGGAGCCGGAGUACUACCGCGUGUACCUGGUGACCCGGAAACAACUCCACAGCUGCAGCAUCAGCCAAUCGGACACUCCGUUACUCAACUGUGACAAGCCGGACAGAGACGUGAAGUUCACCUUCAAGUUCCAGGAGUUCAGCCCUAAUCUCUGGGGCCUGGAGUUUUUCAAGGGAAGGGAAUACUAUAUCACCUCGACCUCCACCAGCUCUCUACAGGGCCUGGACAACACUGAUGGAGGGGUGUGCAGAGCCACAUCCAUGAAGUUGGUACUGAGAGUAGGACAGACCUCGUCAACAGAAGGCAGAGCCUCGUCAACAGAAGGCGGAUCCAUCGGCUCUGAGGUCGGACUCUUCGUUGGCGUGGCCUGUUGCAUCGUCCUCCUCCUAUUGGUCAUCGUGGUCCUACUGAUGGUGGUGUGGCGGUACCACAGACGCCACGCCACGCCGGACAGGGACGUCCAACAGUCUCUGUCCCUCAACACCCUGGCCACGCCCAAGAGAGACAGCUACGGAGGGAGUAGCGAGGACAUCCGCUCAGAGCCCAGCCACGCGGUGUUUCCUCCGAGGCCCUCUGACUCUGUGUUCUGUCGGCACCAUGAGAGGGUCAGUGGAGACUACAGACAUCCUGGUUAUAUGGUACAGGAGAUGCCUCCACAGAGUCCUACUAAUAUAUACUACAAGGUCUGA